This is a messenger RNA of Bombus huntii, 1016 nucleotides long. RefSeq lists its product as uncharacterized. The coding region runs from base 1 to 777 and encodes 258 amino acids. The record is from RefSeq and is a predicted model, not a curated record. The transcript has 6 exons. Lineage: Eukaryota; Metazoa; Arthropoda; Insecta; Hymenoptera; Apidae.
AUGCGUCAAAAUCUAAUUGCUUAUACAAUUAGGAAACGUGGAGGCCGACCUAAAAAAAAGGAAAGUGUUAGAAGUAGUUCAGAUGAAAAAAACACAAAAGGCCCUACAAAACAUAGUAAAACAAAAAAGAAUGUUUUAAGCGAAACAAUUUCAAAAGAAGAUGCAAUACAGCCAGAAAGGAUUGAACCAUUAAAGUCUUCAAUGACAACAAGAGAUAUAAUUCCAUCAGCAAGAAAUGAUAUGGAAGAUCCUUCAAUGUGCGAGGAUGCACUUGAGAAAUUUACUCCUCUUAUGAAUUUCACGAUGGACAUCAAUUCUACUUAUACGCAGAAGAUGAUGGACGCUACCGCAAUUGUAGAACCUUUAUCACCAAUAAAAUCAAACGAAACGGAGGAGGUUCAGCAGCUGAAUCAAGCGAUUGGACUCACCGAGUUCGAAGAAUUAUUCGCAGAAGAUGAGCCAUCCCGUGAAAGGGAAAUGUCUAAUAGAAACAUGACGAAACAGGACAUUCAAAAUGAAAUGAAGAAAAAUGUGCCCGUAAGAAGGAGAAUCGAGGCCUUUGAAAAAGAAAAAAUUUCAGAAAAAGCCAUUGUUCAAAAACUGGCACGAAGAUCUGUCGAAAAAGCAAAAAAAAUCUUAUUAGCGAAACAAAAGAAGGAGACUCAGAUGAUGACAUCGCAGCUCCAAACAGCAAGGUCCACUUCUGUUUUGCACAGUAAACCUGACGACGACACAUCGGACGAUGAAGCCAGACCAAGGCGUACAAUUCCACAUUAGGCGCAAUCGUACAUACGCGAAAAUGAACUUGCAAUGCAACGAUAAAUUCCGAAGAAAGCAGUCUAUAAAUUCUUUGAUAGAAGAAUGUGCACACCAGAUUUAACUGAAAUGUUUGAAAAUAUAGAUAGGAGUAGAUUACAACGCACGUCCAGUGCAAUAUGGAAGACACCACCGCGUUAUUCCAUGAUGGAAAACGAAUAGAAGUUAUAAUUUGUUAAACUGAAUGUUGUUGAUUUCAA